CCCAGUCCAGCUCAGCCCAGCCCAGCCCAGCCAUGGAGGAGACUCUGACCUGCAGUCCUGCCACCUUCUCCCAGGUCUUCGGCCGGCAGGGGCAGCUCAUGAAAGCCACAGUGCAGUCCCUGAACAGCCUGAACGACCAGAUCGCCCACUUCAUGGUGAACCGGCCCAAGGCCCUGAGCGACGAUGACGAUGGCUUCCUGCCCAGCGAGAAGGAGACGCUGAAGAAGUCCAUGACUCUGAUGAGACACCUGCUGAUGGACGCCCAGGCCAAAAUCCUUAAAAUGAUGGAUGACAACAAGCAGCUGGCCCACCGGAUCGAUGGGGCCAUCCAGUCUGCCAGCCAGGAGGUGACCAACCUGCGCUCUGAGCUCUCCGCCACCAGCCGCAGACUGGCCGAGCUGGGGGCCAGCGAGUCGCCCAUGGUGGAGAACAACCAACACAACAACCACGAUCCCGCUGUCCACCAGAGGCAGAAGCCAGUGACAGACAUUUGCUUCAAGACUGACAUUUCAAGCCUGAUGGACUUCAGCACACCCGACUCCUCUUUAGACAAAGUGCUGCUGAGGGAGGAGGUGGCUCAGCUCCAGGAGGAGGUGCACCUCCUGCGGCAGAUGAAGGACAUGUUGACUAAGGACCUGGAGGACUCCCACGGCGGCUGUUCGGCCGAGGUGCUCUCCGCCACCGAGCUGAAGGUGCAGCUGGCCCAGAAAGAGCAGGAGCUGGACCGGGCCAAGGAGGCCUUACAGGCGAUGAAGGCGGACAGGAAGCGCUUGAAGGCGGAGAAGGCGGACCUGGUCAACCAGAUGCAGCAGCUCUACGCCACGCUGGAGAGCCGCGAGGAGCAGCUGAGGGACUUCAUCCGCAACUACGAGCAGCACAGAAAAGAGAGUGAGGACGCGGUGAAGGUGCUGGCGAAGGAGAAGGACCAGCUGGAGCGGGAGAAGUGGGACCUCCGCAGACAGACCAAAGAGGCCACGGAGCACGCCGGCGCCCUGCGCUCUCAGCUUGACCUGAAGGACAACAGGAUCAAAGAGCUGGAGGCGGAGCUGGCCAUGAUUAGUAACUGUCUGGGAGAGAAAAUGGAGUUUCGGGUGUUCGAUCGCCCAGCGGAGAAGGAGACCCCGCCCAGGGCAAUGGCGGCGAAGCAGUCACUGGCGACCCUGACCAAGGAUGUUCCGAAGCGGCACUCAUUGGCUAUGCCCACGGAGGCCGUAGUCAACGGCAACCAGGAGUGGGUGAAGCAGAACGACCUGCCCCUCACCGCCGCCAUACGCCAGAGCCAGCAGACACUGUACCACGGACACACACCGCACCCCGCGGACCGCCAAGCCGCGGUGCGGGUCAGCCCCUGUCACUCCCGCCAGCCCUCCAUCAUCUCCGACGCCUCGGCGGUGGAGGGCGACCGCUCGUCCACGCCCAGCGACAUAAACUCCCCCCGCCACCGGACACACUCCCUCUGCAAUUCGCUGGAGGAUUUGGAAGACCAGAAGCGUAAGAAGAAGAAAGAGAAGAUGGGCCUGGGUUCUCUAUCGCGAGUCUUCGCUCGAGGCAAGCAGCGCAAGUCUUUGGAUCCGGGCCUGUUCGAUGGUACUUCUACUCCCGAUUAUUAUAUAGAGGAGGACGCUGACUGGUGA
Molecule: messenger RNA, 1634 nt
Organism: Conger conger (European conger)
Lineage: Eukaryota; Metazoa; Chordata; Actinopteri; Anguilliformes; Congridae
Product: kazrin-like
Exons: 11
Coding region: 33-1634 (533 amino acids)
Source: RefSeq, a predicted model, not a curated record